This is a messenger RNA of Ceraceosorus guamensis, 882 nucleotides long. RefSeq lists its product as hypothetical. The record is from RefSeq and is a predicted model, not a curated record. NCBI's taxonomy places the organism in Eukaryota, Fungi, Basidiomycota, Exobasidiomycetes, Ceraceosorales, Ceraceosoraceae. Bases 1 to 882 code for a protein of 293 amino acids. The transcript is spliced from 2 exons.
AUGCGCUUUCUGUCUUCUUCGACUAUCGCGCUCGCGCUGGUCAUGAGCUCCACGUUCGGGCGCCCAGUCAUAACCAAAGAUGCGGACGGCAAUCCUUUGGAAAGUCAUCCCGGCUCGCCCAACCACAGCUCACCAGAGCGUUCUCCAUCUCCAAGCGGGUCGCCGAAGCACACAUUCAGUAAAGACGUGGUUCUUUGGCAUGACCAGCUGAAAAAGCAACUUCCACCAGGCCAGGAGCCGGACCUCUCCCACGAACUAAGAGGUGGCCCGGAAGCACUUAAGCAAAAGCUCGCCGCGGCGCGCUGGAAACACGAGUACAAAAACGCAGCGCCUGGCUACGAAAGGGGCUCGAUGAUAGCCAAUCUACUCAGCGAUUAUGACGCGAAACGCGGUAAGAAGCCACUUCAAUUCACAGGGACGCCGGAAAACCCGUUGUGGCGUAUUCCCAAAUCCCCAAAACGCGUCGACCCGCCGUCGUUCCUGGACAGUGACGGUCGCCCAUUCCCAACUUCCUCGCCUAAGUCCAGCCUCAAAAUGACCCCCACGGAGCGAUACUUCAUGGAAAAGUUUGGUAACAAAUCACCACCACUUUCUCCUGUAUCACAUUACCUAGCGGACCAGUAUGGUCACAAGUUCCCGGCAGUUUCGCAAAAGCCAAGCUCAACGCAUGCCUCAGAGUCCAAGCCACUCGCCGGCCCUUCGCAACCCGCCUCCACCACUAAGAAACCAGGCUUCUUCACGAGGGUCAAGAAUACGUUCCGCGGCAAGACUAGUGGCUCUGGCUCGACUUCUGCGGCUAGCAACGCGCACACUUCUGACGUGUCGCAUCUUGCCGACGACGCAACGAGCGCCCUCAAAAAGCUGCCCGGGCAUUUCCGAUAA